AAGGAGAUGGGGUUUAUUUUAUUAACAGUGACAAGUGUUCAAAACCUGGCCUGGAAUCCGAAGCUUACAGAGUGCACUCUCAUACGUGAGUUGCAUGACAUCUCCAAAGCACGAGCACGUCAAAUUGGAUAUAUAAGAACUUCAGUUCUGGUCCAGCAGCAGUCAUCGAGCCUUUGAUUUUCGCAGCAGUCCACGAGUAGUCUUCAACACUAAAUUUCGUGCAAGAUGGACAUUAGCAGAUCUCUGUUGGGUUGCUGCCUGGUGCUGGCCUUUGCCGCUCAAAUAUCCCUCGCUCGUCAGUUGUCCGUUCAAGCCCACGCUAACGACCUGGUCUGGUCUCAUGAUCAUUGGUUCAAGCUGUCCUUCAACACCAAGGCCUACUGUCUGGGCUGGAUGAAAAAUGUCGAAGCUAACAAUAUUAAGAACUGGGAUCUCAUUCCCUUGAACUGCUACAGCACCGUCAAGAAAUACAUGGAACAGGGUCAGUACUGGGUUGAUUUGAGCGUUGCUGGCGACGCUGCAUGGACCUACUUGAGUACCUUCAAAGCUGAUGGGCAUGAUGCAGUCAUGUUUGAUAUUGAUGAGACUCUUCUGAGCACCUUAGAGUACCAAAGAGACAUAUCCGUCUACGGAACUACUCUGUUCAAUAGCACAGCUUUCGAUAGCUAUGUAGCCCAAGGAAUUUCCCCCGCGAUUAAGUCAUCUCUUGCUUUAUAUAAUAAACUUAAAGAUGCUGGUUUCAAGUUGGUCAUCUGCACCGGAAGGAAAGAGCAGUUGCGAGCGGUGACAGAAAAGAACCUGCAAGCUGAAGGGUAUACCGAUUAUACCGAGCUCGUUCUAAAGACGGAAGAAUACAACGGCUUGACAGCAGCAGUUUACAAGUCAAUGGCAAGAGCGAAGCUGGUCAAAGAGAAGGGUUACGUCUUCAGGACCUGCGUUGGCGAUCAGUUUAGUGAUUGCGCAGGUGAUGCCAAGGGCGAAGACACUUUCAAGUUCCCCAAUCCGAUGUACUACAUAAAGUAAAGUCCAAGAGACGACCAAAUUUCCUUAACUCCAGUUCCAUGUCUCACCUUCAAUAGGGUCAGACGUCAUCCGGCAGUACUUCCUUUUAAGGUAGAUACGUGAAGACUGACAAGAAUGUUCAUUUGUUGACCUCACACUACUGUGAUGCAAAAUAAAUUUAAAUUCGUUACUUUGAC
Messenger RNA from Marchantia polymorpha subsp. ruderalis, 1199 nucleotides. The record is from the annotation of a GenBank genome assembly. Lineage: Eukaryota; Viridiplantae; Streptophyta; Marchantiopsida; Marchantiales; Marchantiaceae.